This is a messenger RNA of Ilyonectria robusta, 323 nucleotides long. RefSeq lists its product as uncharacterized. Lineage: Eukaryota; Fungi; Ascomycota; Sordariomycetes; Hypocreales; Nectriaceae. The transcript has a single exon. Bases 46 to 270 code for a protein of 74 amino acids. The record is from RefSeq and is a predicted model, not a curated record.
CGGCGGGUCAUCUGCCCAGAGGCAGAGGAGACACUCGGGUUCGGAAUGACGAUCCGAAUCUGUCCCCUGAGGCCUGGAGCCCUGCAUCACUGGAUGCGCAGCUUGUUGUGUCAAUGGUUUUCUCUUGAUGCGGCUCUGUUGACAUUUCUGUUGCUAGGGAUACAACGCGGGCUCCAGGGAUGCUAUUGCGGUACGGAGUGCCUACAGACACUUCGCUAUCCUCGAGUAGCGCCUCGGUCACCUCGACUGGUCUGGCGGUGUGUGAUGUGAUGUGCGCGCUGGGGAAGGAGAAUCUGGAGGAACUCUGUGUCUUACUACCAGAC